UGCUGUCAGUGUCAAGAGAACGUUUGUGAUUUAAUUAUUGAAAUUAAAAUAAAAUAAAAAUUAUUUCUAACCAUUCUAACGAGAUCGAGAUAACUUAAAUAUAAGCUAAAAGGUGUUUAUUUAGAAUUGUGUUCAAGUGUUUAUUAUCUCUAAGCGCCAAACGUGUAAAAAAUGAGUUCCGGAUUUAUAUCUGAAUCGGAAAUUUUGGAAGCCAGACGACGGCGUCAAGAGGAAUGGGAAAAAGUCCGUACAGAAGAUCAGCCUCAAGAAGCCCCAGAGGAGCCGUACGACACGAGGCCACUGUAUCAGCGUUUGGAAGAGCAACGCAUGAAGAAGGAGGCAGAAUAUGAAGAGGCACAUAAGCUAAAGAACAUGAUCAGAGGCCUAGAUGACGAUGAAGUCGGUUUCCUCGACCUGGUAGAAAGGACAAAGGCGGAGGUAGCGCAGCAGAUCAGCAUUGAGGAGCAUAAGGAAAUGCAGGAGUUCAGAGAGCGAGUGUCGAACUUGGCUGAAAGUGAAGAAAUAACUCGGCUAAGAGCCCAGCUGGCGCCCACGAGGUCCACACAGACAAACACGCAGAAGAAUAAACUUCAAGGGGUAGUGGUAAGAAAACGGAAGGCCAGUGAAAUGGAAGGGGAACAGAAACAGGAAAAAGGACCCACACCACCUAAAAAUGGACUUGUCAGUGAGAGUGCACCAAAAAUAGAAGACGUGGAAACACUAGGUGCUAUGCGAUGUGUUGGAGUGCUGCCCGGGCUCGGACACUACUCCGAUAGCACUACAGACAGCGAUGAUUCUUCUGAUAAUGAUGAGAACGACAAAUGCUGCGGUAGAAGAGACUUGCUUGGACGGAAACCGGAGUCGAGCGACAAGAGAAAGGAUGAUUCUAAGAGUUAAACAUUAGUAUUAAGUGUUUUAGAAUUAUCUAUGUAUUUGUAAUAUAUUUUGAUUCCCGCAAUAAAUAUAAUAUAAAAUACACGUGUUUUAGUUUUA
This is a messenger RNA of Colias croceus (clouded yellow), 993 nucleotides long. Its product is annotated as PSME3-interacting protein. Gene Ontology annotation, cellular component: nucleus. Lineage: Eukaryota; Metazoa; Arthropoda; Insecta; Lepidoptera; Pieridae. The transcript has 7 exons. Bases 172 to 897 code for a protein of 241 amino acids. The record is from RefSeq and is a predicted model, not a curated record.